Messenger RNA from Hippocampus comes (tiger tail seahorse), 986 nucleotides. RefSeq names its product troponin C type 1a (slow) (gene tnnc1a). Gene Ontology annotation, cellular component: myosin II complex. Gene Ontology annotation, molecular function: calcium ion binding. Lineage: Eukaryota; Metazoa; Chordata; Actinopteri; Syngnathiformes; Syngnathidae. The coding region runs from base 1 to 486 and encodes 161 amino acids. The transcript has 6 exons. The record is from RefSeq and is a predicted model, not a curated record.
AUGAACGACAUCUACAAGGCAGCGGUUGAGCAGCUGACAGACGAACAGAAAAAUGAGUUCAAGGCCGCAUUUGACAUUUUUGUCCAAGAUGCAGAAGAUGGCUGCAUUAGCACCAAGGAGCUGGGGAAGGUGAUGAGGAUGCUGGGCCAGAACCCCACGCCGGAGGAGCUGCAGGAGAUGAUUGAUGAGGUGGAUGAAGACGGGAGCGGCACGGUGGACUUUGACGAGUUCCUAGUCAUGAUGGUGAGAUGUAUGAAGGACGACAGCAAAGGGAAGUCCGAGGAGGAACUGGCAGAAUUGUUUCGCAUGUUUGACAAAAACGCAGAUGGCUACAUCGACUUGGACGAGUUGAAAAUGAUGCUGGAAUCAACAGGAGAAGCGAUUACUGAGGACGACAUCGAGGAACUGAUGAAAGACGGGGACAAGAACAACGACGGCAAAAUUGACUACGACGAGUUCUUGGAGUUCAUGAAAGGAGUGGAGUAAUUCAUCACAGCAGAAGAUUAUUUUUGUAUUCCUCUGUCACAUCUGGAAAACUGGAAGCUGACUUGGGAUGCAGCUUUGGAACGACUGCAAGAUUUUCUGCAUCUGACUCUUGCUUUUCUCUUUUUCCGACCACCUCCACUUGCAUCGUUGUAAAUACAAUUUGUAACUAGAUUUUGUGCCAACGUAUCCUGAAUUUGUGUAAAUUACAUAUUCCAUUUGAAAUCUUUUUUUCUUUUUUUUUUAAUGUCGUAAGUUCCGUUUACAGGUAUUUUCACCUAGCGCUUGAUGUUGUAUUGCUGUGUGCACAAAGCAGAAUGCUUCUCUGAGUCUAUACAGUGACUUUAAGAGCAUAUUUCGUGAUGCACAUGGCAAACAUUUUUGUACGAUUGAGACACCCUCAGGACUUGUUGUUUCCCUUCUCAUAGCCUUGAAAAGCACGCGUUUGACAAUGUGCUUGGAAUAUGCGGUCAAGAAAUAAAUAAGAGGCAUUUGUCAGAGCA